Limanda limanda (common dab) is the source of this 3388-nucleotide messenger RNA. RefSeq names its product multifunctional ROCO family signaling regulator 1 (gene mfhas1). Bases 245 to 3373 code for a protein of 1042 amino acids. The record is from RefSeq and is a predicted model, not a curated record. The transcript has 2 exons. Gene Ontology annotation, molecular function: protein binding. NCBI's taxonomy places the organism in Eukaryota, Metazoa, Chordata, Actinopteri, Pleuronectiformes, Pleuronectidae.
GACAGAGACCCGGAGAAAGGCUCUGGUUUCCGGGUGCAGAGGACCAGGGACUCGGGGCGAUGCAGAGGCCGGAGACCAGCACCGCGGCCCCGGGCUCCAACCCGGGUGUGUAGCCGCUGGAGGAGACGAUGCCUCCGCGGACACACACACACAGGGACACACACGGACACACACUCGACGUCCUGAGCCCGAGCAGCGCUGAUUCCUGCAGGAGCUGGAGCACCAUGCUGCGGGCUCCGGACCCAUGAAGAGUCUCCAGGAGAACCGGGAGGAGGAGGUGGAGGAGCCGGAGGAGAGCCGCCUGAAGAGUCUCCAUGAGAACCGGGAGGUGGAGGAGGAGCAGGAGGAGCAGGAGCCGGAGGAGAGCCGCCUGAAGACGGCCCGGCUGUGGAGGGAUGCCGCCCUGCGCUCCCGGAAGCUGCGGAGCAACAUGCGCCAGCUGACGCUUUGCUCCAAGGAGAACCGGAUCACUCUCCCGGAGGACGUGGCCGAGGUGGAGGCGCUGAACCUGGGCAACAACUCCCUGCAGGAGCUGCCCCUGGAGCUGGCCUCCUGCCUGAACCACCUGCGGGUCCUGGUGCUGCGCAGGAACCGCUUCAGCGCGGUGCCCCGGGUGGUGCUGGAGCUGGUGCAGCUGGUGGAGCUCGACAUGAGCCACAACCUUCUGAGGAGCCUGGGCGAGGGGCUGGGGGAGCUGAGGAGCCUGAAGAAGCUCUGCGUCAGUCACAACAAGAUCCUGCACCUGCCGGACCAGAUCUCCCAGCUCCGGCUUCUGGAGGAGCUGGACAUCAGCUUCAACGACCUGCACGACCUCCCCAGGACCUUCUCCGGUCUCGGCCGGCUGCGGACCCUGGACGCGGAUCACAACAAGCUGAACCAGUUCCCCUCGGAGAUCCUGGCCCUCGGCGAGCUGGAGGAGCUGGACUGCUCCGGGAACAAGUUCCAGGAGCUCCCGGCUGACGUGCUGAAGCUCCGCUCGGUGAAGAUCCUGUGGCUCAGCAGCCUGCACAUGUCCAUGCUCCCUGAGACCUUCUGCCAGCUGGACCACCUGGAGAGCCUGAUGCUGGACGGGAACAACCUGACGCUGCUGCCGCCGUCCUUUGGGAAACUGCAGAGACUCAAGAUGAUCAACUUGUCCUCCAACGAGUUUGAGAACUUCCCGGAGGUCAUUCUAAGCAUCAGAGGACUCGAGGAACUUUACCUGAGCAGGAACAAGCUCACGCACGUUCCCGAGGAGAUCGGCGAGCUGGUGAAGCUGGUGAACCUCUGGCUGGACAACAACAACAUCACGUACCUGCCGGACUCGGUGGUGGAGCUGGAGAAGCUGGAGGAGCUGGUGCUGCAGGGGAACCAGAUCGCCAUUCUUCCAGAUCACUUUGGGAAGCUGUCCAGAGUGAACAUCUGGAAGGUGAAGGACAACCCUCUGAUCCAGCCUCCGUACGAGGUGUGCAUGAAGGGCAUCCCGUACAUCGCAGCCUACCAGAAGGAGCUCGCCCUGUCGCAGCUCGCCGUGAAGCCGCGGCUGAAGCUGGUCCUGAUGGGGACGAAGGACGCCGGGAAGACGUGGCUGAGGCAGAGCGUGGUGGGACAGAGGGACGUCUCCGGCGUCCCGGGACACAAAGGGAUCGGGGUCACGACCUGGGUGGCCGACGCCGACCGCUGCCUCACGUUCCUGGUGUACGAUCUGUCAGGGAAGCAAAACUACGACCUCAUCAAACCCUUCUUCCUGUCGCCCGGCGCUCUCUACGUCCUCGUGGUCAAUCUCCAAUCAUACUCGCCCAAGAACUUCUACGCCCAUGUCGGGUACUUCCUCCACCUGCUCGGCGCCAAGGUGCCGCACGCCGUGGUGUGCGUGGUGGGGACGCACGCAGACGUGUGUGCGGAGGUGGAGCUGGAGGAGAAGAGUCUGGACAUCCACCGACAGAUCGGCCUUCAGGAGCGGAGGGACGUCCAGAGUCUGAGGAGCCUGGCUCUGCAGGUGGACCAGGCGCUGGAGCAGGGCUUCAACGUCCGCCUCUCCAGUCCUCACGUGCUCUUCUACGGCGUCUCGGACCGGAACCUGCGGCGGAGGAAGGCCCAGCUGCAGUUCCUGCUGAACCACCGGCUGCAGAUCCUGUCUCCGGUCCUGAGCGUGAGCUGCACCGAGACCCAGAGGAACGUCCAGAGGCUGAGGGAGAAGCUCAUGUCCGUGGCCGACCACAGGGAGAUCUUCCCCAGCCUGCACCGCGUGCUGCCCAAGUCCUGGCAGAUCCUGGAGGAGCUGCACUUCAAGCCCAAAGACCUGUGGCUGUCGUGGUGGGACUCGGCUCGGCUGGGCCUCCAGGCCGGCCUCACCGAGGACCGGCUGCAGAGCGCCUUGUCCUACCUGCACGAGAGCGGGAAGCUGCUGUACUUCGAGGACAGCCUCACGCUGAAGGAGUACGUCUUCCACAAUCUCCCGCGGUUCAUCGCGAUCCUCAACGUCUUCUUCCACCGGGACGAGUCCACGCUGCUGGACCGCCUCCUGUCCGAGGGCGAGCGGGGGGACAAGGGCCGGGUGAGUCUGGUGACGGAGGACGAGAAGGGCGAGAACCUCAGGGUGACGCACCUGCAGCACCACGUGGAAGGGUUCCUCCAGCACGGCCUGCUGCCCUCCAACGUCAUCCGCCUGCUGCUGCGGCCGCUGAUCCAGACGCAGCAGGACCUGCACCUGAUCAUGGAGCUGCUGGAGAAGAUGGGGAUCUGCUACUGCAUCAACAGGCCGCGCAGCCGGCCGCUCAACGGCGCCACCGCCUGGUACAAGUUCCCCAGCUACGUCAGCAGCGACGAGCCCUGGGCUGAGGCCGAGGCCGGCGGCGGCGGCGGCGCUCUGCCUCACGGACACUUCUUCUCCGUGGAGCAGCUGCACAUCCGGUACAGCUUCCCCUUCCUGUUUCCUCCCGGCCUGUUCGCUCGCUUCAGCGUGCAGAUCAACGGCCACGUGGUGCAGAGGUCGGACGGCCGACACCGGAUCUUCGCCUAUCGAGGAAAAGUCCCCGUGGUCAUCAGCCACCGGCCGUCCAGAGGGAAGCUGCUGGCCGAGACGCUGUCCAUCGCCAGCCACGCCUCCCUGCCCAACAUCUGGACGGCGUGGCAGGCCGUCACGCCGCUGGUGGAGGAGCUGAACGUCCUCCUGCAGGAGUGGCCCGGCCUCCACUACCACGUCCACGUCCUCUGCUCCAAGUGCCUGAAGAGAGGCUCGUCCAGCCCGCACGCCUUCCCAGGUGAGCUGCUGACUCAGCCGCGGCCCGAAGGUCUGACGGAGAUCAUCUGUCCAAAGAACGGCUCUGAGCGCGUGCACGUGGCGCUGGUCUACCCCCCGACCCCCACCGUGGUCAGCCCCUGCCUCAAGUAACCCCCCCCCCCCCCC